This is a messenger RNA of Corylus avellana, 768 nucleotides long. RefSeq lists its product as uncharacterized. NCBI's taxonomy places the organism in Eukaryota, Viridiplantae, Streptophyta, Magnoliopsida, Fagales, Betulaceae. The record is from RefSeq and is a predicted model, not a curated record.
AUGGCUGAAGAUCUGACUUCCAUGUGGGGGAAUUUCACGCUAACUGAAGAGGAGGAGGCGUUUGAUGAGGUCCCGGAGGAGGAGCUCAUUGACAUUGGGAAUAAGGGACGAGCCUGUCUGGUGGGGAGGAUAAUGUCAGAACGAAACAUUGGAAAGAAGACUCUCAAAGCAAAAAUGAUAAGGAGUUGGAUGCCAACAGGAUCGAUGGUUUUCAAUGCUUUGGGGAACAACAUUUUCCUAAUCGAGUUUGAAAACGCAUGGGACAAAUCGAGAGUGCUGGAAGGCAGGCCUUGGACUUUCGAUGGUAGCCUAUUUUCUGUACUAGAGUUCAAUGGCACCUCUCCUCCUGCCGAGCUACCGUUCAACAUCGCAUAUUUUUGGGUAAGGAUUUUUAAUCUCCCAUUGGCUUGUAUGGGGAGAGCAACUGGUGAAAGACUGGGUUCUCAUCUUGGAGAGGUUGAGGAGGUGGAUACAAAUGAGGAAGGAGUUGGUUGGGGCAAAUACCAUCGGGUGCGAGUAAAACUGAACGUGUAUAAACCACUUCUUCAUGGCAGAAUGCUAAAAGUAAAAGACAAAACUCAUUGGGUGGCUUUUCAAUAUGAAAAGAUUCCUUGGUUUUGUUUUUCCUAUGGUGUUAUAUGUAAUGCAGUGUCGGGAUGUUCAAAACGGAACCAUUCGAAGGUUGCUGGAGAGAAGUCGAAGAAGGAAUAUGGUCCUUGGCUAAGAGUAUCUUUCCAGAAUCGUUCAUGGGACAAUGAAAAACGAUAG